AUGGAAGCAAAUUGCUGUACGAUCUCGGAAUCAAUCUCAUUUACAACACCUGCUUCUUUCAGGGCCUUGGGCGUAACCAUGUGGGAAGUGUUCAGCUACGGAGAGCUACCGUUUGCGGAGUUGAACAACUUUGAGAUGGUCUCUUACGCCAUGGCAGGAAUGCGACCUCCGAUGCCAAAAUCAUGCCCAAAACCUAUUUACGAACUGAUGCAGCGAUGUUGGGCUACAGAUCCGGAGCAGCGAAUAACGCCCGAAGAGCUUCUAUUAGACCCGUGCCUCACUCCAACACUUACAGAAUUUCUCUGUGCUGUACCUGUUUAG
Cylicostephanus goldi is the source of this 321-nucleotide messenger RNA. NCBI's taxonomy places the organism in Eukaryota, Metazoa, Nematoda, Chromadorea, Rhabditida, Strongylidae. The record is from the annotation of a GenBank genome assembly.